This is a messenger RNA of Plasmodium gonderi, 5415 nucleotides long. RefSeq lists its product as hypothetical. The transcript has 3 exons. The record is from RefSeq and is a predicted model, not a curated record. NCBI's taxonomy places the organism in Eukaryota, Apicomplexa, Aconoidasida, Haemosporida, Plasmodiidae. The coding region runs from base 1 to 5415 and encodes 1804 amino acids.
AUGAAAAAGAACAAACUUAAUGUUUUAUACCAAAGAAAUGAAUCAACCAGGCAGAGGAGAAAUUUCCUUUUUCUUCUUUCCAUGAGGAGGAGGUAUGAGAAUAGGAGAACGGUUGCGAAGGAAAAUGACAGCACGCAUUACGACACAAACGAAGAGAAAGUACAUGAAUGUAGUGAUAAUAUUGAAAAAAGAAACGAAAGACAUAACGAAAAUGUUAAUGAUAUGCCGAGUAAAAAACAAGAAGAUAUUUUAAAAUAUUAUGAUCAUAAUAAAAAUGUUAUAAGGACAACAAAUUAUAUUUUAAGAGAACAUUUAAAUGAUAUUAUUUUCAUCAACCAGAGGAACCUUUUUUACAGUUAUUUUUAUAAUGCAUAUCCAUUUGUUGUGAAUAAAUAUAUGAGUCAGAUAAAAGGAAGAAAACAAAAAAACGGUUUGAUACAACAAAAAAACUCCAAGGAAAAUGAUAAAAACAUUGGACAUGAAGAUAGCGGGAUCAUACCACCCACGCAAGUGACUAACAACUCAUUGACAUUCAACAACAAUCAAGAGAUGAAUCCAUCUUUAGGAAUUUUUCAUUAUUAUAAUACAAACACGAAACAUGAAAUGGAGGAGGAUAAUUUUAUACACUUAAUUAGUCAAAAGGUAAAUUGCCUUAAUAGUGCAAGUAAAUUUUUAAAAGAUAUAAAUGACAAUUUUCAUUUGGCUCACAUGAAGAAUACAGACCUUUACAAGCUAGGCAAUAUUUUUCAAAACAUAAUUGAACGAAUAAAUGAUACAAAUGACAUAAAUAAGAAAAUUGAAAUUUUGUUAUAUCUAUCGAAUGUAUGUAAUCCGCAUGUGUUUCCAAGUAUAUACGCAAAUGUAAAAAAAUAUAUACAAGAGAUUUAUGAACAUAUAAAGAAAAAAACAAAAAAAGGGGUAGAUGAAUCAUACAUUUUAUUCCUUUUAUAUAAACAAUUUUUAUCAAAAAAAAAUGAUAAAUAUGUAAAUAUGAAUGUAGAAAAAUACCUAUCAGAAGAAAUCUCUUUUUAUAACUAUUUAAAAAAUGAAAAUAUAAACAUUUGUCUGUUAAGCUUAAUAUAUCGUGAUUUAUCGUUUCUCAAAAAUUAUCAAGCAAAAUUUGUCUUGAUGAAUUUGGCUUUUUCCAAAAUGAAAAAUUCAGAUUUUUUCACCAGAACGGACACUCCAACAGGUAGCCAAGCUACCAACACCAUCAGCAGAAUCAGAGACAGUAACAAUCAAGAGGGAAGCAAAGAUGGACAUUUGUUCAAUCCAACGAAAGGGAAUGCUCAUGUCAACUUGCUACUAACAUUCUUCUCGAAUACUCUUUUAAGAAACAAUUUCCUUCACUUUUUGCAAAAUGAUUAUAUAAAUCUUGCACAAAGUUCUAUAAAUUACACAAAUAGAGUAAACCAAACAAAUGUAAACAAUUACAUACUCUACAAUUUAGUAAUUUCUAUUGUUCAAAUGAAGGCAUCACAAUCUUUAUGUUACGAAACGAUUUUGAAAAAAAAAAUGCACUUUUUUCUGCAAAAUAAGAAAAACACCAUGUUAUUUCAUCAGAUAUGUAAAAUGAAAAAGGAUCUAGAUCAUAUGAACGAUUUUAUCCUAAACAAUAUUAUUUUCUUUACUCCAAAUUUUGUAAAACAUAGAAUAAAUAUACCAAGGAAUAUGUAUUUAUACAUUCUCAAUAUUUAUUGUGACCUUUUCGAUAUGAUGAAAAGUGUAGAACUUUAUACAGAUAUUAAAAAAAAAAAACAUAUAAUUAAUGACAGUAAAAAAAUUAUAAAUUAUAUAAUAAAUGAAAUAUAUCAACACAUAAAUAUGUACACACUUAAAGAGUUUGUUAUUUUAUGUGCAAUGAUUGAUAAACUCCCCAGGAACUUUACUUUUGAAUUGAGGAAUGAUAAUGAUCAUUUGUCUCAUAGAAUGAAAAAUAAUUUGUAUAAAAAAAAACAGGAUGAAAUGGAAGAAGCACUAAUAGGUGAAAGAGGAGGAGUAGGAGGAGUAAAAGCAAGAAGUUCCCACCUGCAACAUAUCUUACAUUUUCCAGCAAACCAAGUCAUUCAAAAGAGGAGUAAACAAAUUGCAGAAAAAAAAUAUACUACCCAAGAUGAACAAAAUCGACAAGAAAAUAUAAAAAGAGAUGUUCGUGGUGAUGAUUUAUCCAUAUGUAAUACUACCCUCAUGUCAAACCAAAAAACAGAGGAUGAUAUGUAUGGAAGAAACAAAAUCGAAAAUAUUGCACAUACGAGUGAAUAUAUUUCAAACAAAAAUGUGGGAUACAAGAUGAAAAAAAAAAUGUCCAUAAUUAGUAAACACGAUUUUACCAUUAUAAUAUCUCUUUCUAUCUUCAACGAAAUUAAUGAUAAUUUUAUUUUUCAGAUAAAACAGAAAGAAUUCCAUGAAACGAAUGUGACGCCUCUAAAUUGUGAUGACAUAUUUGACUAUGUGUACAAAAAACAUUAUGAACAAUUUUUGAACAACUCAGAUUUUUAUAUAAACUUUGUAACCCAAAAUUAUGACUCAGCAACAGUAGAGAAUAUUAUAAAUUACUUUAUUUUUUGUACACACAUAAACCAAUUAGAUAUGUCUGAUUUGUGUGUCCUGAUUAGGAUUAUGAAGCAAAUAAAUAAAUUUCAUUCAUUCAUAGAUUUCUAUAUGGCAAAACGAGUAGAAAAAAUGCUGAAGGAAGAAUAUUCCAGAGGACGUGAACAAAAUCUGAUUGGUAAUGAGACGGAGAAACGAAAUUCCUACGAAUUUACAGACACUUAUUUAGAUGAGUAUAUAUCCAAAAUUAAUGAAAAAAAAAAAAAGGUAGAUCAGGAUAUAUUUUCAAAUGCGGAAAAUAAUAAUAAAAGUAUUACGGAAUCUGAAAUCUCAAACAUGUCAUAUGUUUCACAAAGGAUGAAACAUUUUGACGAAAUGAAUCUAAACACACAUUCAUUAUAUGCAGCAAAUUUUGAAAAAUAUUACUAUGAUUAUGAUAUUUGCAAUACUGCUAUAAAUAUGUUCCUAUCUCUACAUCCAAUGAGCCAAACCAGACGUGUCAUCUCAAAUUAUCAUCCAUACUUCACUCAUAACAAGGUGAACAUUUUUAAAAUUAACAUGGAACAUUUUUUUGUAAAUGAAAAGGAUUCAAUGGAGAAGAAUGAAAACAGUCAAACGUUUCACGAAUCCUAUCACAACACAUACACACGGGAAGCAAACAUAGAAUUCUCCAACUUGUUUCCAAAUGAAACAGGAAAAAAUAGCCAAAUGGUAAAUUCUGAACAAGAAAAUUAUCCAUUUGUAAACUCUGAACAUGAGAAUUAUCCAUUUGUAAACUCUGAACAUGAGAAUUAUCCAUUUGUAAAUUCUGAACAUGAGAAUUAUCCAUUUGUAAAUUCUUCCUUGUCUAGUCAGAGUAUGAUAAUCGACAAUAACAACUACCCAUUUAGUGAUGUUCAAAUAAAUAGUAAUCUCAACUGGAAAAAAAAAGUAACAAUUUAUGAUCACCCCUUUGAUCAUGACUUAAUUUACAACAUUGUAGAAGAGAGACUAAAAUAUAACAUUAAUGUGAAAAAUUAUUUAUUAAAUAAAAUGAAUGAAAAUAAUGAAGAGACAAAAAAUUUUCUUGAAAAAGAAGUUCUAUCAUUAAACAAUAUUGCAUGUUUUAUAUAUUCCAUAAAUACAACAAAUGAUGAUAUGAAAUACAUGAAACUUUUGAAUCUAGCGUUAAAAGAUAUAAUUCUAAGCAAACACGAAAUUGUAGAUAUAAAAAUUUUUAGAAUGAUAACAAAAGUUCUUGUUGAUAUUAAAAAUGUGUAUCAAAAUAUUUAUUUCCCCUCCGAAUAUUCUUACUUAAGCAUGCUAACAAAACAUUAUGUACAGAUCAUGCAAAAUUUUUUUCCUUUUUUUAAAAUGUCAGAUUAUUUUCAAAUCAUUCAAAUUUUUAUAAAAUACAAUUUAACAGAAAAUUAUCUAAAAAACUUAGUAUCUUUAAAUAGAGAAUUAAAUAAAAUGAAUAUGAAAAAUUUUAAUAUCAAUCUGAUUCACAUUAUAUUAUAUUUUUAUACAAAAUUAGGUUAUAUGAAUGAAAAAUUUAUUUCUAACAUUUUACAAAUGUAUGCACAUGCAAUGCUUCAACAAAUAAAUAACAUCAACAAACAUAUUGUGGAAAAUCUUAUCAAAACAAACGAUUUAUUGCUUUCUUUAUGUAUCAAAAAUAGGGACAUUAUACAAUUAAAUUAUCUGCUUAUACAGCAUUACAGCGACUACUCUCGCGAAUUUAAAAUUGAUGACUAUGUUGAUGAAGGUGAUGAGGCACGAUGCAACACACCAAAGAAGGAAGAAAAUAAUCUUUUCAGUCAUGGGAAUAACAUGAAAAAUAAAGAUGUUUCUUCCAAAUCGUUUGAUGUCAACAACAACAAAAGCAUGGAUAGACACACGGAAAAUACUAAAUUUGUAAAACAAAAUGAAUCUGAGGAGGAUGUAGCAAAUCAAGACCUGUAUGUCAAUUUUCGCAAUGAAAACAUUUUUGACGUAAAAAAAAAAUUAAUUGAAACGAGAAACUCAUCAUCCAAUGUAUGGUGGACACAUAAUAACCAUAACAUAUGUUCCUCGAAUGACAGACCUACAAAGAACAAAUGUGAAAAUAAAACCUCAGAUAUAGAGGGAAUAAAGGAAAAAAAAGAAAUUACUACAAGUACAAUAUUUACAAAGAAAUGUCAACUUUCCCUAAAACAGAAAUUGAAAAUUAUGUACUUUUUGUGCAAAUUUCAUUUGUACAAUGACUUGAUAAAAAUAUAUUAUUUACAAUUACUAGACCAAUGUAUAAAGAACAAAAAUGACAAUCUGAAUGACGAAGAUUAUUGCAAAUUGUACGAAAUAUACGUACAUGUAAUUCUGAAUUUUUAUUUUCUUUCCUUUAAUAAAAAUAAUAAAUAUAUUAAUUUUGUAUUAAAUAAUUUACCAUGUUAUUAUUGGUAUAAAAGAGAAGAAGAAAAAUUAAAUCUGUUUAUUUCAUCCAAGGAAUUUAAUGACAUUCAUCUUAUUUUAAAAUUGUUAAAUAUUGAUUUUCUUACCCCGACAUUGACAGAAAUAUAUUUCAUUCAUUUCUUUAAUGACAUCAAAAAAACAAAUCAUGCUUUAGAAAUCCCUAUAAACGUUUUACAUUUAUAUAAAAAGUUCAAUUUGCUUAUUGACGAUGUUAGGAGUAAAAGCAUUUCUAUAUUGUGUGUCCCGGAAGAGGACGUCCUAUGGGACGAUAAUGGAAAUAACAGGAUCCUAAUAAACGAAAGCCAUUAUGUUUAUGAAAAUAUUAAAAAAACGUAUGCAACUUCUUUGUUAUUUUUAAGCGAGUGGAAGAAAUUAAAUACGGAAGAAAAAUGCGAAUAUAUCUUGCGUGUUAUCCAUUCAUCUUUAAAUAGUUAA